Messenger RNA from Penaeus chinensis, 2571 nucleotides. Its product is annotated as importin subunit alpha-3-like. The transcript has 12 exons. NCBI's taxonomy places the organism in Eukaryota, Metazoa, Arthropoda, Malacostraca, Decapoda, Penaeidae. Gene Ontology annotation, biological process: NLS-bearing protein import into nucleus. Gene Ontology annotation, cellular component: cytoplasm; nucleus; nucleoplasm. The record is from RefSeq and is a predicted model, not a curated record. Bases 1 to 1560 code for a protein of 519 amino acids. Gene Ontology annotation, molecular function: protein binding; nuclear import signal receptor activity.
AUGUGUGAAUCUGUGAGCAGACCGUAUGCCACCCCCUUGCCAGGGAUUGGCCAACGAUCCCACCUGACGCCCACGCCGCUGCCUCAAAGAGGGAUACCACCUACUUCUGGAAAGCGAAGGACUAGCGAUGACAGGGCAGAGAGCUAUGAUAAGCGGCCAAUGACUGGCCGACCAGUGGAAGAGGGCGGGUCCGAGGCCGAUGAUGAGGAAGAAGAUAUCGACAAGAAAGAUAGCCCCGAAGUUCUCAAAAAUAUCGUGAAAGGACUUGGAAGCCACAGCUCUUCUAGGCAACUUUCCUGUGCGACAAAAGCCCGAAAGAUGCUUUCUAGAGAUUCCAAUCCACCCAUUGAGGAUUUCUUGGAAGCUGGGAUUUUGACUCCUCUCUUACCGCUUAUGCAGGAAAAUGACAAUCCUAAGCUUCAGUUUGAAGCUACGUGGGCUUUGACCAAUAUAGCUUCUGGGAACUCUAAACAAACUGCGGCUGUCGUAGAGUCUGGUUCUAUACCUAUACUUGUGAAACUCCUAGAGUCAAGUGAGGGAGAGGUGCGUGAACAGGCCGCCUGGGCAUUGGGAAACAUCGCAGGAGACGGGCCGAAAUCCAGAGACGCCGUACUGCUAGGGGGAAUCUUACAACCCCUUAUAAAUAUCAUAGAGGCUGGUGAACAAGAAGGCCCAACUAAGGUGUCUACAAUACGAGUGGUAGCAUGGGUGCUUGCUAAUAUAUUUCGCAAUAAAAACCUUACACUCACCCCAGAAGAGCUGAAGGAAUCCAUUGCCGCUCUCAAGGUGUUAGUCAACUAUCGUGACGAGGAGGUUAACGUGGACGCUUUGUGGGCCCUUUCGUACCUGUCAGAGCAGGGCGAUGAAGAGAUCGAGGGGGUGCUUCGUGAGGACCUCCUUCCCGUCAUCGUGCGUCACCUGGGGUCAGAUCGGAGUCAGAUGAUUGUUCCUGCCCUACGGGCAUCGGGCAACAUCGUUAGCGGCAAUGACUUGCAGACGGAAGCUGCCCUGGCGGCUGGUGUUUUGCCACUGUACAAGCAAUUGCUGCGGAACACACGCAGGAACAUCCGUAAAGAGACGGCGUGGGCUCUCUCCAAUGUCACGGCUGGGACCAAAAGGCAGAUCCAGCAAGUGGUUGACGAAGAUUUACUUCUUGAUCUCGUCAGGGUUAUUAAGGAGGGAUUCCUAGACGUACAAAAGGAAGCGACGUGGGCGCUCUCCAACCUAACCUCGGGAGGCACGCCGAGCCAGAUUGAAGCCCUGGUCGCUGCAGGAGGCGUGGAAGCACUCGUAACAGUCUUGGGUGUUUUUGAAACUUCUGUUGUCACUGUGGCCCUCGAGGGGCUUGAUAACAUCCUGGCGGAGUGUGGGGACAAGCAAGCAAUCGUUCAUAGGAUAGCAGAGGCUGGAGGAAAGGAGAAACUUGAGAUCCUACAGCGGAAUACGGAUGAGACAGUGAGUGGCAAAGCCAAAGGUCUACUUGAAAUGCAUUUUGAUAACACAAGAGACAACAGUGAUGUGAGCGAUAAUGAAAGCCAGGCAGAUACCUUGGAUAACUAAGGUUAGAGAAAGGCAUGUACUCGUUGGCUCAUACGUUGUCAUAGAACGGCUGUAGACUUCAUCAUAAUGGCAAUCAUGAAUCCAUAGUGUCUUAAUGAUGCACAGAAAAAGGGAAAGCAGGAAACGAGCAAUAUGCGGAAUGCAGACCCAGCUGGAAGCGAAUGCUAAGCUUAUGUGUAUAUAUACCCAGAAGAACUGAAAACACUUUAAGACUCAGUUUUUAUUUUAAAGCUUAAAACAACAUUUCUAAACGAAAUCUGACAGUGUUGGUAUAAUUAGACAAAGAAAAGGGAAAACCUCAAACAUCGAUAAAAAGAAAAGAAGUAAGGAUCGGUUUUAUACCAAAAGAUAACAUGGAACUUGAAAAAAAUCUAAUAAAAGCGUACUUUGUACAUGAUAUAUAUGUGUGUGUGUGAGUGUGAGUGUGAGUGUGAGUGUGAGUGUGAGUGUGAGUGUGAGUGUGAGUGUGAGUGUGAGUGUGUGUGUGUGUGUGUGUGUGAAGGCCAAAUUAAGCUGAGGUCUUAUAUACAUGGAAUGAAAAAACGUUUGCUUCCCUCAUAAAUUUGUAAAAAUGUAUAUGAUUUAUUUAUUUAUUUACGUACCAAAAGUCUGCUUGGAGUUGGAUAAAUUUUUCCAUUGCAUAUUGUUAUUGAAUUCUUCUGUGCUUAAGUGAUUAUUCUCGAAUAUCUAUGAAAAAAACUAUCGUGCGCACAAAUAGCCCCUUACACCUUUACAUACAUAUAUCAAACACAGUAAUGUCAGUAAGCCUAUAAGUAUACAUCAUAAGUUCAUCAUACAAAAACAAGCAUGUAUCCUUCUUGCUUGCAUUCAUAACAUACGUCUUAUAUAAAACCACAGAGUACCUCUUCAAUGCCUGAUUUCAAAAGUUGAAGAUUAACUAAAUAAGAAUGAUAUACAUAUAUAGCUCCUUUUAAAGAUGAUUUAAUUUUAUACUCGGUGUGGACAUUAUAAGAUGCUCCAAAUUGUAUUCUAAAAGAAAUUCAAAUACUG